AUGACAAUAGAUGAAAGCCAAAUCCUUGUAUUCCUUAAGUACCUUUCUAGUUCUUUUGAUAGCAAUACGAUAACCUUUUCUAAUGAAAAUGAAAUUGGAUUAGAUGAAUCAAUUGCAUCUGAUGCAUCCGAUGUAUCAGAAAAUUUACAUAGUAAACAGAUUAUAAAACAAAAAGCUUUUACCCGUACUAAAAGAUCGAGAUCGCAAAAAAGUUGGGUGUGGGACUAUUUUAAGAAAAAUAAACUCGAGAAAAAGGCCUAUUGUUUAGUUAAAGUACAAAAUGAAAAUAGUAUUGAAGUAAAAUGCAAUCAUGACUAUGAAUUAUCAACUGGAACAGGAAAUCUAAAAUCUCACCUACGCCAAAUUCAUAUAAUUUUACCUCCUGAGAAAAAUAACAACAAAUUAACACAAAUAGUUUCAAACCAACAAUCCUUACAUGACUUUAUAAAUAAAAAAGUGCUUUUGCCUUCUUUAAAACAAAAUAAAAUUACCAAUCGUAUUUUAGCUUGGAUCGUAGAUGACUUACAACCAUUUUAUGCCAUUGCAAAUGAAUCUUUCCGAGAUAUGAUUCUUGAAUGUGAACCGAGAUUUGAAUUUUCUUGCAAAGAUAAACUAAAAGAAAAAUUAAUGCAGUUAGUACUCUAUGCCGAACAACAGCUCAAAAGUCUAUUGGAAACGACAAUGGACUCUUUUUGCUUUACAACAGACCUGUGA
Messenger RNA from Dentiscutata erythropus, 714 nucleotides. NCBI's taxonomy places the organism in Eukaryota, Fungi, Glomeromycota, Glomeromycetes, Diversisporales, Gigasporaceae. The record is from the annotation of a GenBank genome assembly.